Ricinus communis (castor bean) is the source of this 1572-nucleotide messenger RNA. RefSeq names its product probable beta-1,3-galactosyltransferase 14. Gene Ontology annotation, molecular function: hexosyltransferase activity. Bases 199 to 1230 code for a protein of 343 amino acids. Lineage: Eukaryota; Viridiplantae; Streptophyta; Magnoliopsida; Malpighiales; Euphorbiaceae. The record is from RefSeq and is a predicted model, not a curated record. The transcript has 7 exons. Gene Ontology annotation, cellular component: Golgi membrane.
UGGAAAUUGUCACUUUAAGCAACAAGAGGGUUGGAUUCAAGGUCGCAUCAAAAUUUGAUGAAUAAUCCCCGUUUUCUCACUACCAUGAUUUAACAGAAACCAAAAAAAAAAAAAAAAAAAAAAAAACCAGCAACAGCAAUCUAAAAAUGAAAUACAACAGCAAAUCUUGAGUUUUACUUGCCUACUGCAUUAUUAGCCAUGCCAUCCUCUCCUAAAUUCCUGAAUUCUCGGCAUUUCAAUUCAUCAACUACGUCUUCCCCCAGAUCAACGAUUGUGAUGCUCUCAUGUCUCUUCAUUGGCAUCUCCGGUUUUAUAUACGGACUCAUUGCUCCUUCCGCAGGCUACCGUUGCUCCUACUCCGUUUCUGAACCUCGAUCUGUCCGCGUACAGUGGGAUAAUAACAACAACGACGCUACACUCUCAAAUGCCGCAGCUAAAAACAGACACAAAGUAAUGGGCUUUGUCGGCAUUCAAACUGGAUUCAGCUCUGUUGGCCGUAGACAAUCCUUGAGAAAGACUUGGAUGCCCUCCGAUCGCAUUGCCCUUCAACGGUUGGAGGAAUCUACUGGUUUGGCAUUCAGGUUUAUAAUUGGUAAAGCUAAUGAUAAAUCAAAGUUGGCAAUGCUCAGAAAAGAAGUUGCAGAAUAUGAUGAUUUCCUGCUAUUAGAUAUUGAGGAACAGUACAGCAAGCUCCCCUAUAAAACUUUAGCAUUCUUUAAAGCUGCAUAUGCACUUUUUGAUGCUGAGUUUUAUGUCAAAGCCGACGAUGACAUUUAUUUGAGGCCAGAUCGACUGUCAAUACUCUUGGCAAAAGAGCGGUCCCACUCCCAAACUUACCUUGGAUGCAUGAAAAAGGGGCCUGUUUUCACUGAUCCAAAGCUCAAAUGGUAUGAACCGCUAUCCUAUUUGCUUGGGAAGGAGUACUUUCUCCAUGCUUAUGGCCCAAUCUAUGCUCUUUCGGCUGAUGUGGUUGCAAGUUUAGGUGCUCUUAGAAAUGACAGUUUUCGGAUGUUCAGCAAUGAAGAUGUUACUAUUGGUGCUUGGAUGCUUGCAAUGAAUGUUAACCAUGAGGAUAAUCGAGCACUAUGUGAACCAGAGUGUACGCCAACAUCAAUUGCUGUGUGGGAUAUUCCCAAGUGUUCAGGGCUCUGUAGUCCUGAGACCAAAUUAUUGGAGCUCCAUCAGAAGGUUACCUGCUCGAAUAGCCCAACAGUGGUAUCUGACGAUUAGUUUUUUUGUCUCAUUUUUCUUCCAAAUGUGUGAGAUUCAUGAAACAUUUAGAAGAACUGCUCACUGCUUCAAGUCUGUUGUGCUGCCAUCAGAUACGUCUAAUCAUUUCCUUUUCUUCCAUUUCAUUUUUUUUCUGCUACCCACUUUUAUUAGUUAUUAUUUCCUGUAAUCAUCGUUGUUCCAUUCUUGUAGAUUAGAAAAAGUGGAAUUUUGCACAAGUGCCUUAAUUUUGUAGUUAGUUAGAAGAGUUUUAGAAUUUAGGAGAAGAGAAAUGAUGAGAGUGAUUACCCCUGUAAACUUACAAUCCUUAUCAAACAUACAAGUCCAUUAUUCUUUUGUGCC